AUGGCCCCUGGGAAGCUCUGGAUUGUCUUUUGCAUCGGCCUCUGGGCCAUGUGCCGGCCGAAACCCAUGCCGGCAAAGGCCCCGGCGACCACAAGCCCGUGGGGAUCUGAUGGGGGACCGGUGUUCGAAAUGGAGAUCGACGUGAGCCUAUUGAACAAGAAAAAUGUGAACCCGGACACCGAGAAGAAUGGCAACGUGAACCCGGACAACGAGAAGAAUGCCAACGUGAACCCGGACAACGAGAAGAAUGCCAACGUGAACCCGGACAACGAGAAGAAUGCCAACGUGAACCCGGACACCGAGAAGAAUGGCAACGUGAACCCGGACAACGAGAAGAAUGGCAACGUGAACCCGGACAACGAGAAGAAUGCCAACGUGAACCCGGACACCGAGAAGAAUGGCAACGUGAACCCAGACAACGAGAAGAAUGCCAACGUGAACCCGGACAACGAGAAGAAUGGCAACGUGAACCCGGACACCGAGAAGAAUGGCAACGUGAACCCAGACAACGAGAAGAAUGCCAACGUGAACCCGGACACCGAGAAGAAUGCCAACGUGAACCCGGACACCGAGAAGAAUGGCAACGUGAACCCGGACAACGAGAAGAAUGGCAACGUGAACCCGGACACCGAGAAGAAUGGCAACGUGAACCCGGACACCGAGAAGAAUGCCAACGUGAACCCGGACACCGAGAAGAAUGGCAACGUGAACCCGGACAACGAGAAGAAUGGCAACGUGAACCCGGACAACGAGAAGAAUGCCAACGUGAACCCGGACAACGAGAAGAAUGGCAACGUGAACCCAGACAACGAGAAGAAUGGCAACGUGAACCCAGACAACGAGAAGAAUGGCAACGUGAACCCGGACACCGAGAAGAAUGGCAACGUGAACCCAGACAACGAGAAGAAUGGCAACGUGAACCCGGACACCGAGAAGAAUGGCAACGUGAACCCAGACAACGAGAAGAAUGGCAACGUGAACCCAGACAACGAGAAGAAUGGCAACGUGAACCCGGACACCGAGAAGAAUGGCAACGUGAACCCAGACAACGAGAAGAAUGGCAACGUGAACCCAGACAACGAGAAGAAUGGCAACGUGAACCCGGACACCGAGAAGAAUGGCAACGUGAACCCGGACACCGAGAAGAAUGGCAACGUGAACCCAGACAACGAGAAGAAUGGCAACGUGAACCCGGACACCGAGAAGAAUGGCAACGUGAACCCGGACACCGAGAAGAAUGGCAACGUGAACCCGGACACCGAGAAGAAUGGCAACGUGAACCCAGACAACGAGAAGAAUGCCAACGUGAACCCGGACACCGAGAAGAAUGGCAACGUGAACCCAGACAACGAGAAGAAUGGCAACGUGAACCCGGACACCGAGAAGAAUGGCAACGUGAACCCGGACACCGAGAAGAAUGGCAACGUGAACCCGGACACCGAGAAGAAUGGCAACGUGAACCCGGACACCGAGAAGAAUGGCAACGUGAACCCAGACAACGAGAAGAAUGCCAACGUGAACCCGGACACCGAGAAGAAUGGCAACGUGAACCCAGACAACGAGAAGAAUGGCAACGUGAACCCGGACACCGAGAAGAAUGGCAACGUGAACCCAGACAACGAGAAGAAUGCCAACGUGAACCCGGACACCGAGAAGAAUGGCAACGUGAACCCAGACAACGAGAAGAAUGGCAACGUGAACCCGGACACCGAGAAGAAUGGCAACGUGAACCCAGACAACGAGAAGAAUGGCAACGUGAACCCGGACACCGAGAAGAAUGGCAACGUGAACCCGGACAACGAGAAGAAUGCCAACGUGAACCCGGACAACGAGAAGAAUGGCAACGUGAACCCAGACAACGAGAAGAAUGCCAACGUGAACCCGGACACCGAGAAGAAUGCCAACGUGAACCCGGACACCGAGAAGAAUGAGAAGGGGUCCGAGCUCGACCAGGAUGUCCAAAGAACCUCGAAGGGCAGUGCCGGAGGGCGGCCCGGAAAUUGGCUCGUCCUGACCGUAUUGUUCCUCCAAGUCCUAUGGUACCUC
This is a messenger RNA of Mesorhabditis spiculigera, 2046 nucleotides long. Lineage: Eukaryota; Metazoa; Nematoda; Chromadorea; Rhabditida; Rhabditidae. The record is from the annotation of a GenBank genome assembly.